ACCUACAUGUUUAAAAUAAUGUAUGAAUGUAAGGUCUAACAUUUCUAAGAUUUUAGAGAGGCUCAAGGCUCACUUGCCUUGUGAUGAGCCGCCGCUGCCUCUGUUUUCAGGCAGGGCUUUAAACGCGUCUCUGGCCAUGGUCCUGAAAUGCUCUCUUUCCUUUUCUUUGGAAAGUAGCGAAUGCUGCUUAUCCUGGAACGCUUUAUAGCACACUAAUUUAUUAUUUUAGAAUAUAUGUCAUAUUAAGGUUUAAUUUUCCAUUCAUCAUCAUUGAAAAUCUGGAUAAUUUGAGCAGCUACCCAUUUUUCUCCACUUACAUUUUCGUCAAAUCUUUUAUAUUUAAUUAGACUCAGAGGUUUCACAGAGUAAGAAUUUCAUUGUAUAGUGCAGCAAAGUUUUUUUUUGUAUGACAAUAAAGCUCUUCAAUCUUGAUAAAGUUUCUACCUUUAUGGUGAUUGUUUAUUCCGAUGGACAUUUGCUGUUACUAUAUUUUUUCUAAAACAUUUCUGAAACUUUGUGAAAGUGGAUGGGUUUGGUUGUUUCUGUAGUUCAUCAGAAUGGACUCAAAGUGCCGCUAUUGGUCAGUGUGUCACAGUUUAGAGAGCAGAUUUCCAGCAGUUCCACCCCCAUCAUCUCAAUAUUAUAAGAGAGAGAGAGAAAGGCUGAAGCUUAGCACACAGUCUUAUGAGGAUGAGAAAUAACCCGAAUCACGGAGAUAUAUAAUUUAAUCUCUAUCUGGAUUUACGUGUCAUUUUUUUACUGUUUCAUGCUUUGGACAUAUAAGGAUUUUUGUCGACACAUUUUGGAUUGAUACUUUAUCUCAGUCUUUAUCUUCCUGCUCUUCUGCACAAUGUCGGACAGAACAAUGGCGCGGCAAGUACUGCUGUUUAUUUGGUUUCUCUCUCUCAGUUCAGCUCUCGGGCAGGUCAGUUACUCCAUUCCUGAGGAAAUGGCAAAAGGCUCUUUAGUCGGUAACAUAGCGCAGGAUUUGGGUUUAGAUUUAAAGAGACUAAAAUCUGGCAAAGCCCGAAUUUAUACUGGAGACAGCGCUGAAUACAUCGAGCUGAAUAAAGACAGAGGCGUCCUCCUUAUCAAAGAGAGAAUAGACCGAGAGGCGCUAUGCGGACAGACAACGCCUUGCGCACUACAUUUACAGAUUAUUCUUGAUAAUCCAAUGGAACUGUUUCGAGUAACUGUUGAAAUUAAAGACAUAAAUGACAAUUCUCCUGUUUUUAAAAGAAACGAGAGACGAUUUGAGAUAAGUGAAUCGGCUGUCCUAGGAUCAAAAUUUGUGCUGGAGAAAGCGAUAGAUGCAGACAUUGGCUCGAAUGAUCUGCAAAGUUAUUUUCUACAGCCUACCGACCAUUUUAAUUUAAAACUUCAUAGUCAGAGUGAUGGAAGUAAAAAGGUUGAGAUGAUUCUACAAAAGCCUUUAGACCGAGAAAAACAGGAGAACAUGUCUUUGGUGUUAACGGCAGUUGACGGUGGAGAACCACCGAAAUCAGGGACCGUUCAGAUACAUAUAACUGUGCUUGAUGUAAACGACAAUGCUCCAGUUUUUUCUAAAUCUAUGUAUAGAGCAAUUAUUUCUGAAAAUUCCCAAACAGGCACUUCAGUCAUCUCUGUUAGCGCUUCCGAUUCAGAUAAAGGGACAAAUGGAGAGGUUAGUUACUUAAUUGGAAAUAGUGAUGGAGUGUCUGAUAUUUUUCAAAUAGAUGAAAAUGGUUUGGUGACGCUGGUCGGAAAACUCGACUUCGAAACAUCCAAGCAUUACCAAAUUGAUAUAGAAGCAGUAGAUAACGGUGGGCUGUCAGAUUCUAGUAAGAUAAUCGUGGACGUGAUUGACGUAAAUGAUAACGCGCCUGUCAUCACUGCUAUGUCAAUAUCUACAGCGAUACCCGAAGAUUCGUCACAAAGUACAGUGAUUGCAAUUAUCAGUGUUAAUGAUCCGGAUUCCGAUAGUAAUGGGGAGGUUCGAUGCAGUGUAAAUGAAAAUAUUCCUUUUACGAUUAAAUCCACUUCUAAUGGAUUUUAUAGUAUUGUGACAGACAAUGAUUUAGAUCGCGAGAGAGAGUCUCAGUAUAAUAUCAGUGUGACGUGCGCUGAUGAGGGCGUGCCCUCUCUAUCCAGCAGCGUCACUCUCUCUUUACAGAUAUCAGAUGUUAAUGAUAACGCACCUGUUUUUGAGAAAAGUUCUUAUGAGGCCUUUGUUCAAGAAAACAACACACCGAGUCUUUCCAUCUUCACAGUCCGAGCCAGAGACGCAGAUUUUAACCAAAAUGCUCGCGUGUCUUACAUACUGGAGGACUCCUCUGUUAACGGAGUGCCCGUCUCCUCGUUAGUGUCUGUCAGUGCUGAUAGUGGAGUCAUACACGCUGUGCGAUCUUUUGAUUACGAGCAGAUAAAAGAUUUUCAUUUCCGCGUAAAAGCGCAAGAUGGAGGCUCACCUCCUCUCAGCAGCAAUGUGAGCGUGAAAAUAAUCAUUCAGGACCAGAAUGACAAUGCGCCUCAGGUUCUGUAUCCGGUCCAGUCUGGUGGUUCCGUGGUGGCUGAAAUAGUGCCUCGUUCGGCAGAUGUGGGUUAUCUGGUCACUAAAGUGGUCGCUGUUGAUGUGGACUCUGGACAGAAUGCCUGGCUCUCAUAUAAACUGCAGAAAGCCACAGACAGGGCGCUGUUUGAAGUGGGUUUGCAGAAUGGAGAAAUAAGAACUGUACGUCAAGUGACAGAUAAAGAUGCUGUGAAACAAAGACUCACUGUUGUAGUGGAGGACAACGGGCAACCCUCUCGUUCAGCUACAGUCAAUGUUAACGUGGCGGUGGCGGACAGCUUUCCUGAAGUGCUCUCGGAGUUCACCGACUUUACGCACGACAAGGAAUACAACGACAACCUGACUUUUUAUCUAGUCUUGGCUUUGGCUGUAGUUUCGUUUCUUUUUAUCGUGUCUAUCAUCGCCAUAUUAUCAGUGAAAUGUUACAGAUGGAGACGCGAGCGAAUGCUUUACAAAUCUGGAGCGAAUCUUCCAGUUAUUCCGUAUUAUCCGCCCCUUUACGCAGACGUCGGUGACAGGAACUUUACAGCACGUGUACAAUUAUGAUGUUUGCAGAACCACUGACUCCAGAAAGAGUGAUCUGAAAUAUGUCAGACCUUACAGUGAGAGCAUCAUUAGUCUGGACACCAGUGGAACACAGACACUCACGCAUGCCCAGAAUAAGAAACUUAACGACGACGAU
This is a messenger RNA of Misgurnus anguillicaudatus (oriental weatherfish), 3230 nucleotides long. NCBI's taxonomy places the organism in Eukaryota, Metazoa, Chordata, Actinopteri, Cypriniformes, Cobitidae. The record is from RefSeq and is a predicted model, not a curated record.